GCGAAGCUAUAUAAGCUCCGCGCACGCUGUGUUUCCCUCUUUUUGAAGAAGACGCGGUAGUGGUAGAGGGGUGGCUUGCCCUCGCCCUCCUGCUCCUGACUCACCGCUGUUCGCUCUCGCCGAGGAACAAGUCGGUCAGGAAGCAGCGCCGCAGCCAUGGCUUUUAAGGACACCGGAAAGACACCCGUGGAACCAGAGGUGGCCAUUCACCGGAUUAGAAUUACUCUAACCAGCCGCAACGUAAAAUCCCUGGAGAAGGUGUGUGCUGACUUGAUUAGAGGCGCAAAGGAGAAGAACCUCAAAGUGAAGGGGCCGGUUAGGAUGCCUACCAAGACUCUGAGAAUCACUACGAGGAAAACUCCUUGUGGCGAAGGUUCUAAGACCUGGGAUCGUUUCCAGAUGAGAAUCCACAAGCGACUCAUUGACUUGCACAGUCCUUCUGAGAUCGUUAAGCAGAUCACUUCCAUCAGUAUUGAGCCUGGGGUAGAGGUUGAAGUCACCAUUGCUGAUGCCUAAAUCAACUAUUUUAAUAAACUUAUUAUCAGUUGGUAAA
Messenger RNA from Trichechus manatus latirostris (Florida manatee), 553 nucleotides. RefSeq names its product ribosomal protein S20 (gene RPS20). NCBI's taxonomy places the organism in Eukaryota, Metazoa, Chordata, Mammalia, Sirenia, Trichechidae. Gene Ontology annotation, cellular component: ribosome; cytosolic small ribosomal subunit. The record is from RefSeq and is a predicted model, not a curated record. Gene Ontology annotation, molecular function: structural constituent of ribosome; RNA binding. The transcript is spliced from 4 exons. Gene Ontology annotation, biological process: translation. The coding region runs from base 157 to 516 and encodes 119 amino acids.